UAGAAGUUCCCUGCGACUAGUCACAAUAAUUUUGCUAGGCACCUACAUCAUUUCGUAACAAUGAUUUCGUACCUGACCAAUUUGCUGUUUGACUACAUCGUCCUGAGCUUGAUUAUUGUUUGUACGUUCCUUUACUAUUAUACGACGUCGACGUACGGCACAUGGAAGAAAUUAAAUGUGCCAUUCUCGAAGCCGGUGCCCUUUUUCGGGAACAUAUUCAAAAUGUUUACGGGCUUAGAGCACCAAGUGGACGCGUUCGGACGGAUUUAUAAACAGUUCCCCAAUGAAAAAUAUUGCGGUUUCUAUCAGAUGAGCACACCGUUUUUGAUGCUUCGCGAUCCAGAGCUGAUCAACACGGUGAUCAUCAAAGACUUUUCGUAUUUCACUGACCACGGUAUUGAUAUGAAUCCUUCGGUGAACGUGAUGGCCAGAAGUUUGUUCUUUGCGACCGGACAAAAAUGGAAAACGAUGAGACAAAAACUGAGUCCGGGAUUCACUUCCGGUAAGCUCAAAGGUACGCACGAACAGAUCCRAGAGUGCAGCGAUCAGUUGACGAACUGCAUUCACGAUAAAUCCAAAGAAACCGACGCCAUUGAAGUGUACGAACUCAUCGGCAAUUUAGCCACCGAUGUGAUUGGUACGUGCGCUUUCGGUAUGAAAUUGGACACAAUUAAUAACGAUAAUUCGAGCUUUAGACAAAACGUGAAGAAAGUGUUCAAACCAAGCGGUAAAGUGAUUUUCGCUCAGAUACUCGGAGUACUUUUUCCGAAAAUCGUAAAGUUCUUAAAACUUCAAACAUCUCCGGUCGACGUAGAUGCUGUAAAUUUUUUUCAUUCGGUUUUUGGCGAAGUCAUCGAGUACAGGACCAAAAAUGACGUGGUUAGGAAUGACCUAACACAAACUUUAAUGAAAGCGAGACAGGAUUUGGUGRUAAACAGUGACUACAAGGGAGAAGGUAAGACUACAGGUUUUUAA
Diuraphis noxia (Russian wheat aphid) is the source of this 975-nucleotide messenger RNA. RefSeq names its product putative cytochrome P450 6a13. NCBI's taxonomy places the organism in Eukaryota, Metazoa, Arthropoda, Insecta, Hemiptera, Aphididae. Gene Ontology annotation, molecular function: monooxygenase activity; oxidoreductase activity, acting on paired donors, with incorporation or reduction of molecular oxygen; heme binding. The record is from RefSeq and is a predicted model, not a curated record.